Molecule: messenger RNA, 2467 nt
Organism: Mercurialis annua (annual mercury)
Lineage: Eukaryota; Viridiplantae; Streptophyta; Magnoliopsida; Malpighiales; Euphorbiaceae
Product: digalactosyldiacylglycerol synthase 2, chloroplastic
Exons: 6
Coding region: 754-2172 (472 amino acids)
Biological process (GO): galactolipid biosynthetic process
Cellular component (GO): chloroplast outer membrane
Molecular function (GO): digalactosyldiacylglycerol synthase activity
Source: RefSeq, a predicted model, not a curated record
CAUUAUGGGCAGAUGGAACAAGAAUAGUUUCAAAGGUACUGCAGAUGCUGAAUUGGUCAGGGGAUUGGUGAUAAAGAAGUGUGCAAAGCUUCUUCUCUAUGCUUUCAGGUAGGAUUGUGCACGAAUCCUACAAAUUUCUCAACUCGAACAAAAAAUCAAAUUAAAAAUAUAAGUUGAUUAUUUAUAAUAGUAGAUUAAUUUUAUUUUAAAUUGUAUAUUAUUUAAAAAUGUUGUUGCAAAUAAAUUAAUAAAAUAGUUGGAUAUGAUAUAAAACUGUGGCAUAACGUUAAUUUUUUAAAAAAUAAAGAAUAUAAUCGGCGGGUUCCGUUCUAUGCUCAAGAGGUGUUUUGUUUUUCUUGAACCGUGAUCUGAGGGUUUCGAACCGGAAUUGCUGGAUUAUGAACUCUCUAGAUUAAAAAAAAAUAAAAAAAUCGUGGCUACCUCUAGAAAAAAGCAGCAAAUGUUUUAGGGCUGGAGUAUUAAAUUAAGCAGCAUAUGACAAAACGAUUCCGUUUAAUGCGAUUCACGUCGUUGUAAAUUAGGGAGACAGACCCAAGAAGUAUAUUCCCUGGAAUUGACCGUUCCAAUUUCAUUAUUCUAUAUUUUAUUUCUUUCCUUUCCUUUCCGACUGUCCGGAAUCUAUACGUUUUCUUGGUUACAAAAUCUUCGUCGACAAGCGAUUGUUUCGUAAACAAAAUUACAGGUUGCGCCGAUUAGAAGAAUUAUUGCUGGCACAAUAGACCUGAUGAUCCAAUGGAUCACAAACAGAAGCAGCAGCACAUUGCAAUUUUCACUACCGCAAGCCUUCCAUGGUUGACUGGAACGGCUGUCAACCCUUUGUUUCGUGCUGCAUAUCUUGCGAAAGAUGGAGAAAGAAAAGUCACUUUGGUCAUUCCUUGGCUGUCUUUGAAACAUCAGAAGCUAGUUUAUCCUAGAAACAUAACAUUCACUUCACCUUCAGAGCAGGAAGCAUAUGUCCGUCAAUGGCUUCAGGAGAGAAUUUCAUUUCAAUGUGGUUUUAAAAUAUGCUGCUAUCCCGGAAAGUUUGCCAAAGACAAAGGAAGCAUUCUUCCAGUUGGAGAUAUCACUGAUGUCAUCUCUGAUGAAGAGGCAGAUAUAGCUGUACUUGAAGAGCCUGAGCAUCUAACAUGGUUCCACCAUGGGAAGAGAUGGAAAAUUAAAUUCCGCCUGGUGAUAGGAAUCAUACACACCAAUUAUUUGGCAUAUGUGAAGAGGGAGAAGAAUGGUCGAUUAAAAGCAUUACUUCUCAGAUAUGUAAAUGGCUGGGUUGUUGGCAUAUACUGCCAUAAGGUAAUUAGGUUAUCUGCUGCCACCCAGGAUUAUACUAAAUCCAUCAUCUGCAAUGUGCAUGGUGUGAAUCCUAAGUUUCUUGAGAUUGGGAAGAAAAAGCUAGAACAGCAGAAAAAUGGGGAACAGCCGUUCUCAAAAGGUGCUUACUACAUUGGGAAAAUGGUAUGGAGCAAAGGUUACAAGGAACUUCUUAAACUGCUUCAUGAUCACCAAAAGGAGCUGGCUGGGCUUGAAGUAGAUUUAUAUGGCAGCGGAGAGGACUCCGAUCAAGUUCAGGAAGCUGUCAAAAAGUUGGAUUUGUUGGUUAGAGUCAACCCUGGGUGUGAUCACGCCAGUCUGGUGUUCCAUGAUUAUAAAGUUUUCCUGAAUCCAAGCACCACGGAUGUGGUUUGCACAACCACAGCUGAAGCAUUAGCAAUGGGGAAAAUUGUCAUAUGUGCCAACCACACCUCAAAUGAUUUUUUCAAGCAGUUCCCAAAUUGCAGAACUUACGAUAAUAGCAAGGGAUUUAUUGAGGUUACAUGUAAAGCUUUAGCCGAACAACCCGCUGAGUUGACGGAUGAAGAAAGGUAUAAACUAUCAUGGGAGGCUGCCACAGAACGGUUUCUAAGAGUUGCUGAGUUGGACAAAGCAUCUGCAAAGAAAGUGGCAAAAAUUUCAUCUAAGAGCUUUGCUUCCACAUCUUUAAGUUUUAAAAAGAACAUGGAGGAUGCGUCUGCAUAUAUUCAUUACGUUGCUUCUGGGUUUGAAGUGUCGAGAAGAGCUUUUGGGGCAAUUCCAGGGAGCUUGCAACCAGAUGAAGAGCAAUGCAAGGAGCUUGGGCUAACCAUUCCUGCCGAAGAAGGAAGCUCAAGACAUUGAUCUUAUGAUUUAGUUGGUGACCAAUGUGUUAACAAAGGGCAAAGAGGUACAUGCCAUUGUAUUAUGCUUUCUUUUUUUCUGUGAAUUUUGACCAAAUUGUGCUUAGCAGCACUGUAGAAAUAGCGACGUGCAGUUUUAGCUUAACGGCAGAAUGCAUCAGUAUUUAUUUCUUCCUGUUACAUUGUUGUAGGUUUUUUCUUUUAGCUUCAUUUGUUUGAGUUGUUGAGCUGUAUUGGUUAGUUUUAAACUGUAAAUCUUAAUAGUUAUUGCCGAUUAUAUCUUGGAAAUUGUUAAA